AUGAUGUCAACAUCAAGACUGUAUACAUCGGAGGGUUAUGAUGACUCCUAUAAUAUAAUCUCCAUUAUUGGUCGGGGUGCAUUUGGUGUCGUUCUGAAAGCAACUCAUUUCCAGAGCCAUGAAGAAGUGGCUAUUAAACGAAUACCGCUGAAACGAAACAGUAGGAAUGAAAUUGCACUUAUUCGAGAAGUGUUCGCCCUUCGAAAUGCAUAUCACAAAAAUGUUGUAAGAUUGUUCGAUGUAAUAUUGAAUACGGAUACGAUUUCCCUUAUAAUGGAGUAUGUCGGGUCCAGUUUGAAACUGGCAAUUGAGGAUUUUAAUCGUCCAUUAAAUGAUGAGAUUCCUCGAUAUUAUAUGUAUCAGUUAUUUGUCGGUUUGGAUUAUCUGCAUAGUUUGAAUAUCAUGCAUCGGGAUUUAAAGCCGGAUAAUGUAUUAAUUACGUCGACAGGAUUACUAAAAAUUACGGAUUUCGGACAAUGUUGUAUUUAUGUAUCAGACGAUCUUAACCGAAAUUACGAUUGCCAGGUAGCAUCCAGAUGGUACCGCGCACCUGAAUUAUUGUUCGGUUCGACAGCUUAUAAUCCUAAAGUAGACGAGUGGGCUUGUGGCUGUAUAUUUACUGAGUUUUAUAAUGGUACACCACUAUUUGCGGGUAGAAAUGAUAUCGAACAAAUAGGAAAAUUGAUGUCGGUACUUGGCUCACCUUGUGAAAAAGACUGGGAAGGUUGGAAUAUUAUGCCGGAUUAUGGUGAGAUCAUUUUUAAGGAUAAUAAACCGGUGGACAAUUGGAAAUCAGUAGUGCCAUUAGCUUCCGAAACAUGUCUUUCACUACUGCAGAAGCUUAUCGUUUACUCAACUGAGGAACGUUAUUCAGCAGAAGUCGCCUUGCAGCACGAAUUUUUUAUUGUCGAUAUACCGAAACAAGCACCGUAUAUACCACCUCCAAUGAAUCUUAAAAUUCCGCAACAUAUGGAUCCUAUUGAGCUUGAUUUGGACUAG
Molecule: messenger RNA, 999 nt
Organism: Brugia malayi
Lineage: Eukaryota; Metazoa; Nematoda; Chromadorea; Rhabditida; Onchocercidae
Gene: Bma-dyf-18
Exons: 7
Coding region: 1-999 (332 amino acids)
Biological process (GO): protein phosphorylation
Cellular component (GO): nucleus
Molecular function (GO): ATP binding; cyclin-dependent protein serine/threonine kinase activity
Source: RefSeq, a predicted model, not a curated record